CCAGCCGCGUCCUGCAGGGAGUCCGCGCAGCCAGCCCGGAGGCGGAGCGAUGCUCCCAGGCUCCUAGCUCUUCUCACCUGGGGGCGAGGAAUCCCGGCGGGCGAGCAGGGGACCCUCCCUGGCGCAGUCAGCGGGCCACCACCCCGAAUCGCGGCCCACUUUGGCCCCACGCGGGGCUUGGCCGACGCUCACCAGAAGAGGUCGCCGGCUGACUCUGUGCAAGGAAGGGGUCGCGAGCAGAGCGCAUCUCGGCCGCGGGAGCCGAACCCUGGCGCGGAGCGCGGCUCGGAGGUGGGCCGAGGGGAGCGUCUCAGCGCGGCGCUGCCGGGCGAAACUGCCAAGAUGUGAAAGUGAAAAAAGGACUUAACAACUAACAAUGAUGCCCUUGAACCCCAGUUCCUCAGCCAUCAGAUCAUGCAUUUUGUGCCUCGUGGUGUACAUGAGCCUCAUGUUUGUCACUUCGCAUGAUCUCCCUGGUAAACCUUGUAUUUUAAAGAUGACAUUUCAAAAUUUUCGGCAAAUCCUAUCAUGGAAAUUAAAAAACCAAUCCACUGUGCCAACUCACUAUACAUUAUGGUACAGAAUCGUGAGUAAGCAAGACGAUAUGAAGAUUAUCGAGAGCUGUACAAAUAUCACCACACCAUUUUGUGAUGUAACAGAUGUGUGGGAAGAAGCGUUUGACACUUACAUCGUCAGGGUGGAGAGAUUCAGAGGGAAAGCCACGUUGAUCAACUGCACCAGCACCAUCUGGUCCACCAACAUAUUGUAUGAGCCCCCAGAGUUUGAGGUUGUCGGCUUUACGAACCACAUUAAUGUGAUAGUGAAAUUCCCUCCCACUGCUCCCAAGAUUUAUGGGGAAGAAAUACAGCGCCAUCUAUCACUUGUCAUCAAAGAACAGUCGGGAGAGAUUGUUAAGAUGCACAAACCCAAAAUAGAUGGAAACAUCACUGGAAAUUUCAACUAUGUCAUUGACAAUUUAAUUCCAAACACAAACUACUGUGUAUCUGUUUAUUUUGAGCCUACAGGUCUGGGAACAAGAAUACAACCUCCCUCAAAAUGCACUUUCCUUCGCCUUGACCAGGAAUCAGAGUCAUCCGAAUCUGCCAAAAUAAGUGGGAUAAGCACUGUGUUUUUGGUAGCAUUGGUCUUUGUAAGCACCAUCCUACUACUGAAGCGGAUUGGUUAUAUAUGCUUAAGAGAUAAUUUCCCCAAAGUCCUGAAUUUUCAUAACUUUGGAGCCCAGAGUUUUCCUGGUCUGCCACCAUCGGAAGCAGUGAAUGCAGUGGAGGUCAUUUCUGUUACCAAAAAGAAGAAAGUAUGGGAUUACAAUUAUGAUGAUGAGAGUGACAGUGACGAGGAAGUGGCUCUCAGAAGUAGCGCCGGUGGUUACACCAUGCACGGACUAACGGGCAGGCUUCUGAGUCAGGUCUCGUCCGUCACCUCCCAGGAGCCUGAGAUGGAGGACUCAGAGGCUGAGGAAUCUGACCCAUCUGAGCCUGAGCCCGAGCCCCAGCCCAGGCUCCCUGUAGUGCCAAAGCCCAACCCCUGCCAGCUGGGCCACACCAGUGGGCCCUAUGAGAGGAGAGAGAGCUUGGGCUGCGACUCCUCUCCUGAGGACAACCACAGCUCCCCUGGAGGGUCUGGGGACAGAAUUACCUUCAAUGUGAAUUUAAACUCUGUGUUUAUGAGAGUUCCUGAUGACGAUGACUCAGAAGAAGCCGCUCUGGUGUCAUCUCUUCCAGAAGAGAUCAUCGACCUGGAAGAGGAUCCUCACAAAAUGGAAUCAAGUCUUCUGGUGGCCAGUGGGGAAAGGACACAGCUGACCCACCCCGGCCCCUUUUCCCAGUGUCUGUGGACUGAAGAAGAUACUCUGUCUGAUAGAAGUGAUACUUCUGAUUUUGACGUUGAUUCUGGAAGGGACGGUUAUAUCAUGAGAUGACUCUGAAAAUAGGUCAUUAACUUGAACUGAGGUGUCUACACAGGUUUCUCGGCCUGCACGCAGACGUGUUGCCUUAUGAGUCACACGUGGUCUGUGAGGGAAGGAGCAGGGAACUGUAGCGUCUGGCCAGUUCUUCCUGAUGACAUCAUCUAUGCACCUUCCCAGUGUGGGAACAGUAUCAUCCAGUGCAGUGUUUACAAAUUCAAAUGAUACACUUUGAAGGAGCAUGCUCUGCCCACUCCCUUUAUGCUAAUGUACUUCUUAGGUAUCUGCAUCUUGGUUCCCAGGGAGCAAGAGCCCCUGUGUUGUCCUUCAGGUGAUCUUGUCCCUCUGGCCCUGUAAUGUUUCUGGGAAAUAAUUAAAUUGGGCCAGGUUGGAAGAUGGGAGAGAAAAGGAAAAAUCCUAGCAGGAGCUGUGAGUAGUGUUUAGCAGGUGGAGACCCUGAGCCCAGGAGGCCCAAGGAAUGAGCAAUACACCAGGCAGAAGGGAUGGGUGGAGGUGGGCAGCUGGAGAGGAAGGAUGCAGAUGCAUAAGGAAACAAGGGUCAGCAAAUUUCAGGCAAUGGUCCCUGGGCACCCCUCAGAUGUCAUAUUCUGUCGCCUCCAAGCUGAGAACUCUACUUAGCUGCUCAUGCUGCCCUUCCUGGUUUUAAAAGUGAAAUACAAAUCCAUUAAUAACUGCAGUAUCAGGCAGGUGACUGAUGCAGGACACGUUGCAUGGGGGAGAGGGAUAAAAAUCAUAGUGCCACAUUUUAAGAUUUAAAAAAAGAACAAAAGCAAAAAUGCUUCAAGGUCUUUGGAAGAAAAGUGGCAAACAAGUCUUAGAGAUCCUGUUUGACAAAUGUGAAAGUACUGUGUGUGCUGAUUCCAAAUGUCCUCCGUGGGACCACAGUUACUGUGAGUGGCACAGGGGGAGUGAAAUCCUAGAAUGUCAUGUAUUAAGCACUUAGAGUCAGAGUUCUGACUGCUGACAUUAUGCUUUGUGACUCUGAGCAUUUUAGUUGGCCUCUCGGAGUCUCAGCUUCACUUUUUAAACACAGGGAUUGGACUAAGUAAUCUCCAAGACCCUUUAAAUCUAGAGAAGUAUUGAAAAAAAAAAAAAAAAAAAAAAGGAAUAAGGAACAAAGAGAGAAGUGCAGUGCGCUGACCCUGCCAGGCUUCCCGGAUGGAUGACAGGUUUAAGACCCUCCCAUCUCACUCCCCUUACCCCAAGAGCAGGUUUCUCAGGCCCAUCUCCUAGGCCCAUUCAAACGGGAAAAAGCAAAAGUCAUGCAGGUCUUGGCUCAAAGAUUUUGAAUAGAUAACUUGUGUAAUUGCCGCAAAGUAACUCAAGAGGAAAACCCUUUUUUAACAAUCUAAUGAAAUGCCAUAGGAAAGAGACCUUGUCAUAUACGUAAGCCACCUCUUUGCCUUCUGAGCGUGUUUAUCAUGUUUUGAAAGAUUUCAGAUUGCUCUUUUGAGAUAUCCUCUUUUAUGGUGCUAGUUUGUCACCCCUGGCGCUUAUUUUUAAAAGUUUUGUAUAAUGGUUGGGUGUUGGUAAAGGAAAAUAAUACAAGAAUACUUUUUCGUACAAACUGGGUGUGGCUUCAGGAGUUUUUUCUCAUCCAGGAGUGAUUUGUGCCGCAGAUUUUUUGCUUCUGCUGGCACCUCGGAAUGGCAACAGCUCCCUCGAAAGCGAGAGCGGCCUCUGGCUCCCCGUGCGCACCUUCACGCGGAGUGGAGUGCUUGGGCACAUCGGUCGGGCAGAGCCAUACACCGCCCAACACGUCCGCCUGCGCCGGGAUUUCCAACCUCACUCACCCCUGAGCAAGCGCAGAAAGAGGAAAUUAAAGCCUUUCUCAGUCUUGUGAAAGAAACAAGUUGCUGGGAAAUACAUGACUUGUUUUGCGUAGUUUCUUCUUCCUUCGGGAGCCUUAGGGAAGGCUGGUCUGCUAAC
Molecule: messenger RNA, 3874 nt
Organism: Sciurus carolinensis (gray squirrel)
Lineage: Eukaryota; Metazoa; Chordata; Mammalia; Rodentia; Sciuridae
Gene: Ifnar2
Product: interferon alpha and beta receptor subunit 2
Exons: 9
Coding region: 377-1939 (520 amino acids)
Molecular function (GO): protein binding; interleukin-22 receptor activity
Source: RefSeq, a predicted model, not a curated record